UAACGUGUUCUUCCCGGACUUCCGCUUUCUGGAGGAGCCUUCGGACAUGGUGGCCAUCAAGGACAGCCCUGCGAUGCUCAACUGUUCGGCAGCCGGGGACCCCGAGCCCACCAUUGAAUGGAAGCGGGAAGGCUCGCUACUCCAGCUCGAUGGCGAUCCAAGAAGGUCGAUCCUCUCCAAUGGCUCCCUCUUCUUGCGGAGUGUGCACCACACAAGAACAGAGAGACCCGACGAGGGAGUCUACCAGUGCUUGGCCACCAUUCCAAAUGUUGGCACCAUCCUGAGUCGCUCUGCAAAGCUCCAAGUGGCUGCUCUGCCAAGGUUUGAAGAGCAGCCGAGGGACAUGCGGCUGUUCCCGGGGCAGACGGCAUACUUCCCCUGCUCGGCCUUUGCGGUCCCUUCGGCCAGCGUGGUGUGGCUCAAGGACCAGCAGCCCCUGCAGCUGGACCCCUCCCGGAUGCUGGUGCUGCCCAGCGGGGCCCUCGAGAUUGACGGGGUGCAGACCACCGAUGAGGGGGCCUACCAGUGCACCGCCUACAAUGCCGACAAGAACCGGAUCAGCUCUGCGGGGAACCUCUUCGUCAGCUUGUCCUACGAUGAUGCCAAUAAGAUAUCUGCUCCAAUUUUUGUGGCAGCCCCACGGAAUAUAGUAGUCGUGAAAGGAACAAACAUGACUCUCGACUGUGCUGCAAAUGGAAACCCUCGUCCGAACCUGACGUGGCUCAAGGAUGGUGUAACCAUCGACAUGUCGCUUCUUGAUAGCAGGUUUAGAAAAGUCGGAGUAGGAAGUCUGCAAAUUGAAAAUAUCCAGGAAGCGGACGAAGGAACCUACAUGUGCAGAGCAGAAAAUCACGAAGACUCUGUGGAUGCCAGUGCCACCAUUGAAAUUCAAGUUCCUCCAAGGUUCAGAAAGAAACCGAAGAACAAGUUUGCAUACGAGAAGGAAGACGUUGAGUUUGAGUGCGAGGUGUACGGAAAGCCGGAGCCCUCGGUGCAGUGGUUCCGUAACGGGGAAGCCAUCAUCCAGAGUGAAUACUUCCAAAUCGUCAACGGCAACAGCUUGAGGAUACUGGGUCUCGUGGACUCCGACCGAGGAAUGUACCAGUGCUUCGGCUCCAACCCGGCCGGUAAUGUCCAGACAUCGGCCCAACUCGUGGUUCUCGACCCAGACUCUCCCCACCCUGGCACCCGUGCUUCCUUUACUACUCCCUACCUGGAAUACUCAGGGGAGCUGCACAGGGGCAAGAACGUCCCCUCCGCCCCUCGGGAGGUCAUGGCACGGCUCGUGUCCACUCGCUUUGCCACGCUCUCGUGGACGGUGCCCGAGAAAGUGGACGGAAGCAUCCUCGCCUACUCCGUCUACUACAAGGAGGAAGGCUCCAGCCGUGAGCGUGUGCUCAACACGACGAGGCAAAGCUUGGAAGAGAUCAUCAUCCCGGGACUGAGGCCAGCCACCAAGUAUUUUUUUCGAGUUGUCGCCUACAACGAACAGGGUCCGGGAAACAGUUCCCCAGAACUGGAAGUGGAAACAAGCCCGGAAGUGAGCAUCCCGGGGCCACCCCACAACCUGAAGGCGGUGCCGACAUCCCCAACGGCCAUCCGGGUGUUCUGGGAGGCCCCUGAGGGCCGCAGCAAGGAGACAGCCCAGCACUACCAGCUCUCCUACCAGGAGGCAGGCACCACGGAGGAGGAGGAGCGCAGGGUGACCACCGCGGAAACCUGGUACCACCUCAAGAACCUCAAGAAGUACACCGAGUACAACAUCUGGAUCACGGCCGUCAACCAGAAUGGCUCUGGCAUCAGCUCCGAGGAGACCCUGGCACGCACUUUCUCCGACGCUCCCUCAGAAAUUCCACAAAAUGUCACCCUGGAAGCAGCAAGUUCUACAAGCAUAAUAAUUAGGUGGGAGCCACCUCCCAAGGAAUCGCAGAAUGGAAUAAUUACUGGGUACAAGAUUAGGUACAAAUUGAAAGGAAGUCGGAGAGGGGACACCUUCACAACUGACGGAAACAGAAGGCUUUUUGCUCUGUCUGGUCUUGAAAAAGGGGCGCAGUACAGCGUCAAGAUUGCGGCCCUCUCGGUAAACGGCACGGGUCCGGCCACGGACUGGAUGACUGUGGAGACCUACCAGAAUGACCUGGAUGAGUCUCGAGUGCCAGACCAGCCAAGCUCGCUGCGUGCCAAACCGACCUCGACCAGCAUCUUUGUCAGCUGGGGUCCUCCCCGGAAUCUGGACAUCAUGAUUCGGGGCUACACGAUUGGAUGGGGCAUUGGGCUGCCCGAUGUUUACACCAAGGUCCUCAAUGGGAAGCAGCGUUACUACACCAUCGAAAACUUGCAGCCUUCAAAUGAGUAUGUCAUCAGCGUGCGGGCAUUCAAUCAAAUUGGUGAUGGCCAGCCAAUCUAUGAAACUGUCAAGACAACGAUUGAAUCAACUCCUGAGCCGUUGCUGCCCAUGCUGCCCCCUGUGGGGCUGAAGGCCAUCGUGCUGUCGCCAACGACGGUGGUGCUGUUCUGGAGCGACAGCACGCUGUCGAGCAGCCAGGUGAUCACAGACAGCCGGUUGUACACAGUGCGCUACAAGAGCCAGGGCUCGCCGAAGUACAAGUACUUCAACUCGACCAACCUGAACUGCAUGAUCGACGACCUGCGGCCCAACACCCAGUACGAGUUUGCCGUCAAGGUGGUCAAGGGCCGCAGGGAGAGCACCUACAGCAUGGACGUGCUCAACACCACCCAGGAGAGCGCACCCUCUUCUCCUCCAAGGGAUCUGACAAUUGUGCCCAGCGAUGACUCUCCAAUGAUGAUCAACCUUCACUGGCAACCUCCCAAGCAGCAGAAUGGAAUGAUCACUGGCUACAUGAUUUACUACACGACGGACAACAGCCAGCAGGACCGGGACUGGGCGGUAGAGGGCGUAGUGGGGGACAGGAUGACCACAGUCAUCAAAGGCCUCACCCCGGACACCACCUACUACUUCAAGAUCCAGGCCAGGAACAAGAUGGGCUAUGGACCCCUCUCCCAGGAGGUCAUGUAUCUCACGGGGAAAAGUUUAGAACUUGCCUCUGGAGGAUCGAGCAAUGGUGGAAGCUUCACAAACAAUACCCUGUACAUUGCCAUAACCUCUGGGUUUACAGUGAUCCUUCUAAUACUAGUCAUCAUCUGCUACAUGAUGUGCCGUCGUCGUCAAGGCUACAUAGGACCGGUUAACAGUAAAGGGUAUGCCAGCAGUAAGGGCAUCGCCAAGGGCAAAGGAGCGACCAAGGACCUGAAGCCACCCGACCUUUGGAUCCACCACGAUCAGAUGGAACUCAAGGCCAUGGACAAAAGCAGCAACCCGGAGGCAGCCAUGACUGUGACCCCCAUCUCGAGGAACUCCCAGGACCUGUCCGAGGACCACAUCGUGGGUACCUUGGAGAAGAAGAAGAACUCGGGCGGUUACAUGGACCAGUUAAGCAGCGAUGACAGCGGCAAAACAGAUAGGCCCUUGUUGCCAAGGUCGUCUCGGUCUAAGCCUGUGAUGUUGCCCCUUGACUCUCGCAAGUCACUGCCUGAUUCCAGUAAAGCAUCCAUGGGACCGGCGGCCGUUUCCAAUGGCAACAUGAACCCCGGUUUAGAAGGGAGUUCGGUCAACAUGGGGCGGCCCAUUUAUCCCAGGACGCAGUACAAUAUCCCCAGAGCCCACGUGACCAUUGACUCACUGCACCCAGGUCACGACGGAAUGAUGGCCAGCCCCCAGAAGCCGGGGGGCCUGAACCCGACGUAUGAGCCCAUCCUGAACCCGGGCAUGUGCCACGGGGGGGGUGCCAUGGGCCAGCUGCCGGCCUACAGCAAUGCCCUGGUAGGGGGACCCCCCGUGCCCCCUGGCCCGGGACCCGGGGGCUCCGUGCCAGGCCCCGCAGAGUCCGGCACGCUCACCAAGAGAGCUCACUCCGGGAACCCCCUCAAAAGCUUCAGCGUGCCGGCCCCUCCCCCUCAGAGCGCCCCUUCCACGCCCCAACCCAAGCACAUGAUGAGGCCUCAGCAAGUGUCCAGUCCCCACAAGAAGGCAUCUGUUGCGACAUCUACUUCUGCGGGGGCCGGGUCGUCGAACAAGCAGAGCCCUGGGCGACAGUCCGCGCUCAAGUCACGAGCGGUCGCUUCGCCACGCAACGUCUCCAAGGACUCCUCCACUGCUCACACUCCCAAGAAAGAGGAAGACCUUGCCUCUCCCUUCAACAACGAAGAACUCACCCAAGAAAUGGCCAACUUAGAAGGGCUGAUGAAGGACCUGAAUGCAAUAACAGCAUCGGAGUUUGAGUGCUAGGACCCCCAGGAACAGACCUGUGUCUCUGGAGUGCCCUAGGUGCUCGUGUUGAACUGUGGAUAAAGCUCACCUCUAAGGACCCAACCACGAACAGUGCCACCCACAACGGACAUUGCUAAAGCAAAAACGGUCGACACAGCAGCAGUUUGGGAGAAGCCCACUGCCACCCCUCCAGUCUACUUUGACUUGGACAAGCUUCAGGCUAAAGGACUCGAGUUUGCCACACUCACCGGAGCAAAGUUCAUGACGUGUAUAUAGCACUGUGGAAUACUCCAUAUACAUUGUUUUUUUACAUGCCCCACUGUGGGCCGUCUCGGAGACGCUGCCAGCAGCACUCUCUGUGUGUUUACAUUUGUCCUCGUGCGACUGGCUGCAAUGGAGCCCCAUGCAGAAGGAACAACCACGCACUUUAGGCUUUUUCUUUCGCAAGCGUAAGGUCACAUUUGUGUUCUGAACCUGUCGAAUGCUCUUCUCUCGUUUGGGGCUGCAUGUGCCCGACUGUGCCAUGUUUUCAAAGAAACAGAUACAAAAAGAGCACCCACCCGCGGUAAGCAUGUUUUACGGUGAUGGCUGUUACGGGCUCUUCCCACCACUGGAAAUGACGUCUGCAACCGACAUUGCCAAAUGCUCGAAAAAGAUUGACGUCACUGCGGCGUGCUCGGGAUUCCGUCCUGGGCCUGCUGUGUGUGAAGCGGACGCGUUACCACUGAGCUACGCCACUACUGUAACAAUCUGCUUUAUCGGCAUUUGAUGAGCACACACGUGUGUAUGAUUCCCGUGCAGUGCCGCUAGACGGCCACAGUUGCUGUGACGUUGCGAUAUAAAUUUCUUUAUUUGUAGUUAAUUCCAAUUUUAAUCGGAGUUAACUGUUGAAACAUAGGCUUCGGCUGGGUGGUGCUAGUUGCUGUCCAAUCAAAAGAGUUCAGCCCUAACCAUCCAUCCCUCCAUCUAUCGUUGCGUUGCGCCAUGGAGGUAGGAGGCCUCUGGAGGCACACGACGCCACCAGAGGCGAAGCCGGGGCAGACUUUUGGUUUGGAGGGACACACCCCCAACGAAGACCAAAAGCGAAGGAAACCAAACGACGCUAUUGGACGGAAACAACAGCUGAUUUGGCGCCAACAGCUGCUCCGGUCACCCUAUGAGGAGUUCCCACCAACCGCAACCUCUACUUCCGGCUUCACUCAGGAUUUUUUGUUUGGCUGGCUCGAGCCGGUAUGUCUCCUCCUCUUCUUUCUAUCUCCAUGCAUUACGUCACUUGUCACGUCGUAUUACUCCGCCUGUGACAUUACAUUACGCCAACUGACUCCGUACCACCUAGAAAACAAAACCUGUGCCCCCUCUCCUUUCCCCAAAGGUCAUCACCGGAUGGAUGGAUGUGGCUGAACCCGUGUAUUGAGCUGCGACUUGCGCCACCUAGCCAAAGCUUUUAUUUCUAACAGUUAACUGAUCUCCGAGUAAAUUCCGAUUUAAUUGAGAAGGGCAAAGAAUCUCGUACUGCUGCUAAGCACAAACAUUCAUCUACCAUUCUCCAGAAUCGAAAGUUACAAUUUAGGGCAAGUCGGCAAUCCACAACGAUGACGUCGUCAAGAAACUUUGCCGUCAAGUAUGCACGAUGCGUGAAUGCGACACUGAUGCCCAAUGAUUUCGACAUGUCUCGUCGUGGCUAUCGCUGCGACUGCACUGUGGAAUCACGCGGGACUGCUCAUUUUUUGUCGUAGAGCAGAACUGGUAAGGGUCGCUCCGAGCAUUAUCGUCAACAAAUUUGAUCCUAAAUAAGAACAUACUCACCCACUUGUUGCGAGUGGGUCUAGGUUUUGAAUGGUUGAUGGCAGUUUUAGUUUGUUAUUCAGUAUACACUAUUAUGCUCUCAUGCUGCCAAGCAAUCUUUUUUUUUUUUUUUUUUUUUUUUUUUUUUCAUUUGAGUUAUAGGUUUUCAGUGCAGGUGCAAAUGCAAUCAGUUUCAGGAUUAUAUCGUGUUUUAUAGAGUUUUCAGACGCUCUGCUUGGUGAAUGAAUGCAGCCGUAAUUUAAGUAGUCAAUCUUGUGCUACGAUUACUUUUCAUUUAUUGGCCGUAUUGCCACAAUUUUUGUGUGUGUGUAUAUACUAUAUUAUAUAUAUAUGCCUACAUAACGUUUGUAGGUCUUUUGCUGUGCCAUUUCGAUAGCCAAAUUGAGGUAUAGCAUCAUCCAGUGAUGGCGUGCAGUGUGUGCGCAUCUUUGUUUAAAUGCACGAUCCCCCAAUAUUAUGUAUGCAGAUACAUUUAAUUUGACAUCAGUGUGACAUGACAUGAUCACAAAUAAAAUUGACAUCAAAAUGAUGCCACAAUU
This is a messenger RNA of Ixodes scapularis (black-legged tick), 6633 nucleotides long. It is a transcript of the gene fra, whose product is annotated as neogenin. Gene Ontology annotation, biological process: cell-cell adhesion. The coding region runs from base 47 to 4306 and encodes 1419 amino acids. Gene Ontology annotation, molecular function: protein binding. NCBI's taxonomy places the organism in Eukaryota, Metazoa, Arthropoda, Arachnida, Ixodida, Ixodidae. The transcript is spliced from 25 exons. The record is from RefSeq and is a predicted model, not a curated record. Gene Ontology annotation, cellular component: membrane.